AUGGCGGUGGCGGUCCGCGGCGGUCGUGUCGGAUCGGCGGGCGGAUCCGUGAUCCGGAGCUUCUUCAGCUAUCGGAUCUUUGUUUCCGCCAUGUUCACGCUUCUAUUCCUCGCUACUCUUUCCGUACUGCUCUCAUCUCACCCAUCUCACAAUGAAACCGUUAUCGACCAUACAGGAGGCACCCAUGUAACUCGAACGUUUCUAACAUUGCGCUCAGAUCCUCUGAAGACUAGGUUAGAUUUGAUAGAUAACCAGGCAAAUAACCAUAUUGCCUUAGUUAAUGCAUAUGGCACGUACGCAAGGAAGCUCAAACUUGAAAUAUCGAAGCAGCUUAAGAUGUUUGAUGAUUUAGCUAAGAAUUUCCAGGAUCUUCAACUGAAGCAGACCUACCGAACUGCAUUGUUUGAAUCCGAAGGGCCAGUCGAUGAAGAUAUCCUGAGGCAGUUUGAGAAAGAGGUUAAGGAUAAAGUAAAGGUUGCUCGGCUAAUGAUUUCAGAUUCCAAAGAAUCUUAUGACAAUCAAUUAAAGAUCCAGAAAUUGAAAGACACAAUAUUUGCUGUUAAUGAGUUGCUUUUGAAGGCAAAGAAGAAUGGAGCCUUUGCCAGCCUAAUUGCUGCUAAAUCAACUCCCAAGAGCUUGCAUUGUCUUGCAAUGCGUCUGAUGGAGGAGAGAAUUGCACAUCCUGAGAAGUAUGAGGAUGAUGAGCCCAAGCCCGAGUUUGAAGACCCAACUUUAUACCAUUAUGCCUUAUUUUCUGACAAUGUGAUAGCAAUAUCUGUUGUUGUUAACUCUGUUGUCAAGAAUGCGGAGGAGCCAUGGAAACAUGUUUUCCACAUUGUUACAGACAGGAUGAACUUUGCUGCCACUAAAGUUUGGUUCAAAAUGAGGCCAAUACAGGGUGGUUCUCAUAUUGAGAUCAAGGCGGUGGAUAAUUUCAAGUUCUUAACUUCCUCGUAUGCACCUGUCCUCAGACAAAUUAGAUCUGCGAACCUACAGAAGUUUUACUUUGAGACGAGGGCAGAGAACACUACAAAAGAUGUGAACAACAUGAAAUUUAGAAACCCCAAGUAUUUAUCGAUGAUCAACCACCUACGGUUCUACCUGCCUGAGUUGUAUCCAAAGCUCCACAAGAUUCUAUUUCUAGAUGACGAUGUUGUGGUUCAGAAAGAUUUGACCGCCUUGUGGAAAAUCGAUAUGGAUGGAAAUGUCAAUGCUGCUGUCAAUACCUGCUUUGGCUCAUUUCACCGCUAUUCCGAAUAUUUAAAUUUUUCUCAUCCUCUCAUCAAGGAGAAAUUUAAUCCGAGGGCCUGUGCAUGGGCUUUUGGCAUGAACCUGUUUGAUCUCGAUGCUUGGCGGCGGGAAAAAAGCACCGAGCAAUAUCAUUAUUGGCAGAAUCUGAAUGAGGACCGUUCCUUGUGGAAACUUGGGACUUUACCUGCUGGGCUUGUAACCUUUUACUCGACAACGAAGACGCUGGACAAAUCAUGGCAUGUGCUUGGGCUAGGGAUCAAUCCCAGCAUCAGUUUAGAGGAAAUUGAUAAGGCUGCAGUUAUUCAUUUCAGUGGGGACAUGAAACCUUGGCUGGAUAUUGCCAUGAAUCGUUAUAAGCAUCUCUGGACAAAGUAUGUCGAUAAUGAAAUGGAAUUCGUGCAGAUGUGCAAUUUUGGCAUGUAA
Messenger RNA from Striga hermonthica, 1674 nucleotides. The record is from the annotation of a GenBank genome assembly. NCBI's taxonomy places the organism in Eukaryota, Viridiplantae, Streptophyta, Magnoliopsida, Lamiales, Orobanchaceae.